CGUCAUUCCCCAACGAAGACUUGACCUUUUUCCCCUCUCAUCUCCUCAAAAUCUUCUCUUCAUCGACACAAUGGCGUCGAGAGCUGUCACCACGAGACCGCUGGUCUCCGGCGGCGCUGCCAUUGGCGUCACCCGUGUCGUCGCUCGUGGCUUCGCGACUUCACCUCGCAGAUUCCCCGUGUUGAGCGCAUCGCUCCGGAAUGAGCAGAAGCGCAGCACCAUUCGCACCCCUACAGCCUCCUUCCAACAGACCUUCAAACGCGCCUACGCUGACCAGCCCAUUGUGGCGCAAAAGACGAAGAGACGGUCAUGGUCUUUCUUCCGCUGGACGUGGCGGCUCACGUAUCUCAGUGCCGUGGGUGGCUUGUUCUACACUGGAUAUAACAUCUACAAGAGCAAAUACCCUCCGGACCAAGAUCCCCCCGAUCCGAACAAGAAGACGCUUGUUAUUUUGGGUACUGGAUGGGGAUCGGUCUCUCUUUUGAAGAGUUUGGACACCUCCAACUACAACGUCAUUGUCAUCUCUCCCCGCAACUACUUCCUCUUCACCCCCUUGCUUCCCUCCUGCACCACCGGCACCAUUGAACACCGCAGCAUCAUGGAGCCCAUCCGAAACUUCCUUCGCCACAAGAAGACCGCCGUCCAAUUCUACGAGGCCGAAGCGACCAAGAUCGACUACGAGAAGAAGGUUGUGUACGUCAGUGAUGAUUCGGAAGUCAGAGGCGACACUUCAAAGACGGAGGUGCCGUUCGACAUGCUGGUGGUUGGCACUGGGGCGGAGAAUGCGACUUUCGGCAUUCCCGGCGUCAAGGAGCACAGCUGCUUUCUGAAGGAGGUCGGUGACGCACAAAAGAUCCGCAAACGCAUCAUGGACUGCUGUGAGACGGCGACGUUCAAGGGCCAAGAGCCUGAGGAAGUCAAGCGCUUGUUGCAUAUGGUGGUGGUUGGCGGCGGGCCGACUGGCGUGGAAUUCGCCGGCGAGCUCCAGGACUUCUUCGAGAAUGACUUGCGAAAGUGGAUUCCCGAGAUUGCAAACAACUUCCAUGUGACGCUCGUGGAAGCUCUGCCUUCGGUGCUGCCCAUGUUCUCCAAGAACCUCAUCGACUAUACCGAGCAGACGUUCAAGGAGGAGACGAUCGAAAUCCGCACCAAGACGGCGGUGAAGAACGUGACCGACAGGUACAUCGAAGCCGAGCAUGUGGACGCGUCGGGCCAAAAGGUCCUGGAAAAGAUUCCGUACGGCCUUUUGGUCUGGGCCACCGGCAACGCCGUGCGACCGGUCAUCAAGGACCUCAUGGGACAAAUUCCGGCGCAAAAGGACUCCCGCCGUGGACUGCUCGUCAACGAAUACCUCGUCGUGAAAGGGACGGACAACAUCUGGGCAGUCGGAGACUGCGCCAUCGCCAACUACGCUCCCACCGCCCAAGUGGCGGCACAAGAGGGCUCCUUCCUCGCACGCCUCUUCAACCAGAUGGCCAAGACCGAGGAGAUUGAGUCGGAAUUGCACGGCCUCUCCGAAGCGCAAGAAAAGGCGCCCAACAAGGAAGCGCGCGACAAGGUAUUCGGGCAGAUGAAGGAUCUUCAGAAGCGUUUGAGGAGAGUCAAGCAGAUGGGGCCGUUCGAAUACACGCACAACGGUAGUCUGGCGUACAUUGGAUCGGAGAAGGCCGUUGCGGACAUUAGUUGGUGGACGGGCAAUCUCGCCACCGGCGGACAGUUGACCUACUUUUUCUGGCGCAGUGCAUACUUGAGCAUGUGCUUCAGCACUCGAAAUCGUAUCCUCGUGAUCAUGGACUGGAUCAAGGCAAAGACCUUUGGCCGGGAUGUGUCUCGAGAGUGAAUGGAGGGCUUGUGUGAGUGACGAAACGGGCGCGUGGUUUUGACGUGGCCGUCCAUGGAUCGGUUCAAUGUCCUGUAUGUAUAAGGCACGGGGUGGCGGGAGUAUGGGGACGUCAUUGGGGCCGGUCAUCUCAUGAAAUUGAGCAGGAUGAUGACAUGGGAUUGACUAGACUGAAGUGUGAUGUAUGAGCAACGACGUU
This is a messenger RNA of Neohortaea acidophila, 2039 nucleotides long. RefSeq names its product pyridine nucleotide-disulfide oxidoreductase-domain-containing protein. NCBI's taxonomy places the organism in Eukaryota, Fungi, Ascomycota, Dothideomycetes, Mycosphaerellales, Teratosphaeriaceae. Bases 71 to 1840 code for a protein of 589 amino acids. Gene Ontology annotation, molecular function: NADH dehydrogenase activity. The record is from RefSeq and is a predicted model, not a curated record. The transcript has 3 exons.